UGGAACACUUCUCACGUGUAGUCAGUUUACAUUUUGUUUUCCCCUGAUUUCGGCUUUAAUUAACUUAAAAUGAAACGCCUGACUGACGAACGUGCCAAGAUUCUGUUUGAGCACCUGUCAAAAUACAUUGGCACGAAUGUAAAGCAAUUGAUCGACCGUCCAGAUGGAACCUACUGCUUUCGGGAGCACCGGGAUCGGGUUUACUAUGUCUCCGAGAGGAUCCUGAAGCUGAGCGAGUGCUUUGGCUUCAAGCAGCUGGUGUGCGUGGGCACCUGCUUCGGCAAGUUCUCCAAGACCAACAAACUGAAGUUCCACAUCACGGCCCUCUACUAUUUGGCUCCCUACGCCCAGUACAAAGUGUGGGUGAAGCCCUCCUUCGAGCAGCAGUUCCUUUACGGCAACCACAUCCCCAAAACCGGACUGGGUCGCAUUACCGAGAACGCCGGACAGUAUCAGGGUGUGGUGGUCUACUCCAUGAACGACCUGCCCCUCGGAUUCGGAGUCCUGGCCCGUUCCACAACCGAUUGCAAGACCGCCGACCCCAUGACCACCGUCUGCUUCCACCAGUCGGACAUCGGAGAGUACAUACGCGCCGAGGACACGCUGUUUUGAGACCCCUAGAUGCUAAGUUUUUACAUGUUUUAUAGCAAUAACCAUGUUUAGGUAAAUAAUAAGUAUACUGAAAUAACA
This is a messenger RNA of Drosophila elegans, 690 nucleotides long. RefSeq names its product 60S ribosome subunit biogenesis protein NIP7 homolog. Gene Ontology annotation, molecular function: RNA binding. Bases 70 to 612 code for a protein of 180 amino acids. The record is from RefSeq and is a predicted model, not a curated record. The transcript has 2 exons. Gene Ontology annotation, cellular component: nucleus; nucleolus; preribosome, large subunit precursor. Gene Ontology annotation, biological process: ribosomal large subunit biogenesis; ribosome assembly. Lineage: Eukaryota; Metazoa; Arthropoda; Insecta; Diptera; Drosophilidae.